GGAAGCCGGAAGUGGAUCGGCUGGGUCGGUCCGGGCGUUGCGGGAUUGGGGCCUGGGAUCGCUCGGCCCCGGGCAGCAGAGGAGCCCGUGACGGGGCGCCAUCCCAGCCUUGAGGCCUGCUGACCGGCAGGCUCUGCGCGCCCCGCGGAGGUCGGCGGCUACCAGCAGCGACCGCAGAGCGACGGCGGGCGGCCCCGGGCAUGUACGCCCCCGGAGGCGCAGGGCUGCCCGGCGGGCGCCGGCGGAGGAGCCCAGGAGGCAGCUCUGUGCCCAAGCAGCCGGAGCGUAGCCUGGCCUCGGCCCUGCCUGGCGCCCUGUCCAUCACCGCGCUGUGCACUGCCCUCGCCGAGCCCGCCUGGUUGCACAUCCACGGAGGCACCUGUUCCCGCCAAGAGCUGGGGGUCUCGGAUGUUCUGGGCUACGUGCACCCGGACCUGCUGAAAGAUUUCUGCAUGAAUCCUCAGACAGUACUACUCCUGCGGGUCAUUGCCGCCUUCUGCUUCCUGGGCAUCCUGUGUAGUCUCUCUGCCUUCCUUCUGGAUGUCUUUGGGCCCAAGCAUCCAGCCUUGAAGAUCACCCGUCGCUAUGCCUUCGCCCAUAUCCUCACCGUCCUGCAGUGUGCCACCGUCAUCGGCUUUUCUUACUGGGCUUCCGAACUCAUCCUGGCCCAGCAGCAGCAACAUAAGAAGUACCAUGGCUCCCAGGUCUAUGUCACCUUUGCUGUCAGCUUCUACCUGGUGGCAGGAGCCGGUGGAGCCUCAAUCCUGGCCACAGCAGCCAACCUCCUGCGCCACUACCCCACAGAGGAAGAGGAGCAGGCGCUGGAGCUGCUCUCUGAGAUGGAGGAGAAUGAGCCCUACCCGGCGGAGUAUGAGGUCAUCAACCAAUUCCAGCCGCCCCCAGCCUACACUCCCUAAUGCCAACCAGAAGCUCUCUUCCAUGGCAGUCCCUCCCCCAACUCUAGCUCCUCCCAUUCCCAGGGGAGCUCCUGUCCCAGCAGGCCUCACGGGUAGGAUCCUGACCAUCUCCACCACACCUUCCCCAGGAGAGACUUUGCCUUUAGGGUUGUCUGUGUGUCCCUGCUCUUGAAACCUGGGAUUCAUCGAUUUUAUGUAAUGCACUGUUAGCCCUCCUACCACCCUCUGCUCCCGUCAUGUUCACUAGUCAUUACCAACCAGGCAUAGUCCGACAAGUUUCCUCCCCUUGCAGGCCGAAUCAGGGGGGCCGAGACCCUCCUUGGGAAGCUGCUGAUAGUAACACCCCAGAGAAAAGUGUCACCAGGGCCCAGGGGAAGGGGUGCUUCCUUCACGAGGACCAGUGUUUGUUCCACAGCCGCAGCUCUGGGGUGACCCUGCUGUGUCCCCUGCUCCAGUCCCCCACCAUUCCCUCUCUGCGUGCCCCAGCGCCAGGCCGCCCGUCCCUUGGGAUUCUCUGCACUUUAGCCUUUGGACUUCUCCUCACAAGUGUUCUGGUUCUAUGGGGAGAAGGAAUUGCCGUUGGGAAGCAGGGCAGUCGCUUGCUUUGCCCUGCCCUGCCCUUGGCUUUGUGUGACUGGAGCCAGGCAGGAGAACCUGGUGGGAGACCGAGGCCUCCUGGUGCCUACACGUGACCAGAGCGAAGGGGACUUGAUCUCCCCAGCCCCUUCGCCUUUUAAAAUGUGAGUGGUUUUACAAGGAAACAAAACCAAGCAACAGCGACCAUAAUAUUCUUUUUAAAAUAGGGACAAGGCUGUUGUUUUCCACAAAUGUGUCCCAUUCCUUCUGGCUCUGCAGUAUUUUGGGCCACGGCUCCUUUCCAGCCUGUAGUAUUUCUUCCCCGAGUCUCUCCCAGCAGUGUGCGCCCUCCUCCCUGGUUCGUCCCUGCCCCCAACCCCGCAGUAACUGUGGCUCCCUGGGGCCUUCCUGUGGAACCCAGAGCCGCGUGGCCCCCGAGGGGCUGAGGACUGUGGCCUGGCUGGCCGGCCAGCGUGGUGCUCCUCAGAACUGCGGCACUGAGAUGUAACCUGGCCUCAGUUCAGGAACAGGGGCCAUGGCAGGGCAGGAACCCACCAUUCUCCACAUAGGAACCACAACCAGCGGGCCCCAUCACAUGAGGUGUCAGAACCACCCCGUCAGACAAGCAGGUGUGGCCGUAGCCUUCGGUCUCACACGUCCCCUAGACUGUGACUGGGGGCUACAGCUUGCUGCAUGCCCCUCUCCCCAUCUCGAAUGUACUCUGGCCUAGCAGUGUGGAACUGGAUCUGUUUUGCCCAGCCAUCACUCUGGCUGCCCUGUAGCUCCAGGUCUGGCAGAAUUCUCUGCCCUGACAUUGGGACAUACAGUGGGAGCAACUUGACAGACCUUCAGUAUGGAUCCAGAUGGCCGAGCUGUCCUCGUUUAGUUAUUGGCUUUGGGAUCAGCAUCCAGUGCUGAGCUGAAAGGAGACAGAUUCCAGUCUCCUCCAACCCUUAAGGCAACAGGCAGUUCAAGCAAGACUGGAGAAUGGACACUGCUCCUGAGCUGUGGCUGGAAAGGGACUGUCCCGCCCCUGUCUGUCUUUGGCCACGUGACAGGAGGUGUCUGGACAGAUGCCCAUGUGGGCGAUGAUGACCAGGUGUGCCCACAAGCGAGCGGCUGCCCGGAGUUCACUGCCGUGAUGCCAAAGUGUGUCCCAAGGUGACUCUCCGCUCUUCCAGACUCUUCUGUCAGGCAAGGAACGCUGCCCUGUGGUAGGCGCGCACAGAGCCACGGAGCUGAAUGAAGUCUGACUUUCUGUGAAGCCCUGAGUUUGUCAUUGGCAGCUUCCUGAGGUGUGGCCAGCUCUCUUUGACUGUGGGCGUCUGAGUGGGCAGGCCAGGAGACCAGGCACCAAACACGCAUGCCAAAGUGACCCGGUCAUCUCACGAGGACCUGGACAUGACCCUGUGGACCGUUCCACGUGAUUCAGAACCCAGUUUUUAUUAGCCUCCCAUGCCUCGGGCCUUUCUUUCUCUCUUCCCCGCCAUCCUGACACCGAUAGUUUGUCAUAUAAAUUCCCCUGGUUGUGUUUUUUUUUUUUUUUCUAGGAAAAAAAUUAAAAAGCAAAACAAAAACAGCAGAAACCACAAAUGAGAAUGUAAACUCCAAUGGCUGUCUGUC
Messenger RNA from Lepus europaeus (European hare), 3116 nucleotides. It is a transcript of the gene TMEM127, whose product is annotated as transmembrane protein 127. Gene Ontology annotation, biological process: negative regulation of TOR signaling; negative regulation of cell population proliferation. NCBI's taxonomy places the organism in Eukaryota, Metazoa, Chordata, Mammalia, Lagomorpha, Leporidae. The record is from RefSeq and is a predicted model, not a curated record. Gene Ontology annotation, cellular component: membrane. Bases 201 to 917 code for a protein of 238 amino acids. The transcript has 4 exons.